This is a messenger RNA of Aspergillus affinis, 2403 nucleotides long. RefSeq lists its product as uncharacterized. Gene Ontology annotation, molecular function: ammonia-lyase activity. The transcript is spliced from 3 exons. Bases 1 to 2403 code for a protein of 800 amino acids. Lineage: Eukaryota; Fungi; Ascomycota; Eurotiomycetes; Eurotiales; Aspergillaceae. Gene Ontology annotation, cellular component: cytoplasm. Gene Ontology annotation, biological process: L-phenylalanine catabolic process. The record is from RefSeq and is a predicted model, not a curated record.
AUGGCCCAUCCUCCUCUGCAUCGAGGGAAGCAUGCCACCGCUGUAAUUUCAGAAUGUCAGCAAUUAACAGACCUCAUAAACAACAAAACAGAGGUUACACUUGAUGGAGAGUCACUCAAUGUGAGUGAAGUUGUUGGCGUUGCGUGUUACCAGAUACCGGCGUCAAUCACUACAGAUCCCCGAGUCCAUGCCAAAUUGAGAGAUAGCGUUCAUCACCUCGAUCGAAAACUGGCCAACGGUGAGAUAAUCUACGGCGUCAAUACGGGCUUCGGGGGCAGUGCAGACACCCGGACAGACGAUCAUACAACCCUACAGCAAGCAUUAAUCCAGCACCAGGCGUCUGGAGUACUGCUUCCAACGGACCGCCAUGGCCAACAGUGGGCGAAAAGUCAGACUCCACGCAUACGGAAUCCAUACGGCUCGACAAGCCUCAGCAUGCCAUCUGCCAUGGUGAGGGCUGCCAUGCUCAUUCGCUGUAACUCUCUGUUGCGCGGGCACUCAGCCGUCCGGCAAGAGGUCAUCGAACAUAUUCUGGCCUUUCUACGCGGUGGCCUCACCCCGGUGGUGCCGCUGCGAGGGAGUAUAUCGGCGUCAGGUGAUCUGUCUCCGCUGUCGUACAUUGCCAGUGCGCUGGAAGGCAAUCCAGACAUCUCCGUCCGAAAGGAUCUAACCGAAGACGUGAUGUCCGCCGACAAAGCACUCCAGCUGUUGGGGCUUGUACCACUCAGUUUCGGCCCGAAGGAAGGCCUGGGCCUGCUCAAUGGCACGGCAUUUAGCUGCGGUGCGGCAAGUCUGACCCUCUACCAGGCCAACCAACUCGUUGUCCUAUCUCAAAUCCUCACCGCGAUGGGGACAGAAGCUUUGGCCGGCUGCAGAGAAAAUUAUCAUCCGUUUAUUGCCGAGGCGCGUCCGCAUCAUGGUCAAAUCGAGGCGGCAUCGAACAUCUACGCUCUACUGCGGAAUUCCCGCCUACUCAAGGCGUCAGUCGACAGGUCCAACGAUAGCUUGGCCCAGGAUCGCUACGCUCUUCGAACAGCGUCACAAUGGAUCGGUCCCCAGAUCGAAGACAUGCUGCUCGCUAUGCGUCAGGUGCAUUGUGAGUUUAAUUCGACCACCGACAACCCUUUAAUCGAUCCGACAAAUGGCCAUGUCCAUCACGGCGGCAACUUUCAGGCUGCUGCAAUUACUGCGGCCAUGGGAAAGAUUAUGAACGUGAUGCAGAUGCUAGGGAAGAUGAUCUUCUCCCAGUGCUCAGAGCUGAUCAAUCCGGCCUUGAACAACGGGCUACCCCCGAACUUGAGUUUCGACGACCCCAGUCUCUCGUUCACCAUGAAAGGGGUCGAUAUCAAUAUGGCCGCCUAUAUGUCUGAGUUGAGUUAUUUGAACCACCCAGUCAGUAACCAUGUGCAGUCGGCCGAGAUGCAUAAUCAAAGCCUGAACUCGCUGGCUUUGAUAGCCAGUCGAUAUGCCGCCGAGACUGUGGAAGUGUUGUCGUUGAUGAUGGCCGCUUAUAUGUAUGUGCUGUGCCAGGCUGUCGAUCUCCGCACCUUACAGGUCGAGUUCAUGGAAACGGCGAAAUGCGAGAUCAACACCAUAACCGCUGAGAUUUGUGAUUCUGCCUGCCACCUUGCCGAAGCUGAGUUACAGCAUAUCCAAAAUACGAUGUGGCAUGAGAUCAUGCAACACUGGGCUCGCGGCAGUACGAGUGACCUCCACGACCGAAGCCAGAUGGCAGCACGUAACUCCUUGGGAGCGUUGGUGCAGCUACUGCCUGCGCCUAAGACCACCACGUCGGUUGCUGCUUGGCUCACUGCGCAGCACAACUGGGUCAAUCGAGUUGCGAACGCCUUACAAACCAGAUACUCUGCGGUACGGGAGCAGUUUCAGGCAAAUCCUACCACAAAAGGCUACCUUUGCAGGAGCUCGCGGAAGAUAUACGAGCUGGUACGUGAGAGGCUAGGGGUGCCAUUACACCGCGGGAUUGUUGACCACCCGACGUAUGCUGCGCCGGGCCACGAUGCCAAAGAGAAACAAUGCACGGGCUCCCAGGUCAGCAAGAUAUACACAGCUUUACGAGAAGAUGAGUUUCGAGAGGAACUGCGAGAAUGUUGGGCAGACUCAAGAGAGCUUUGUCGUCCAGGACAUACAUUUGGACCGUAUUUUCUCUCGCCUGUCGCGGGAACAGUUGUGAAAGUUGCUCACAUCCCUGGAACAUACUUUGCCGCGGAUCCAUCGAGAGGCUUUGAAAAUCUCGACUCGACCACAUGGAAACCGUGCCCGGACUGUCAGGCUCCUGAUGCCUCGCUUAAUAUGCUUGCAUUGAUGGCCACCAGAAAAGCAAUCAAGUGCCCUGAGAACGGUGGUGUUCCUUGCAAUCGGCAUGGCGGAGGUAUUGAGUUGUAG